GUUUACGUCAGGCAGUGUGGGGGGAGUUUUCCACUGACGAACACACACAACUCAACAACAGCUGAUCUCACUGUACUGUACGUGCACCGAGAGCAAAGAAAGGGGACGUUGGUGCUAUCGUGAUAACUUUUCAAGCAUCGUAUGGUCGUCUCUUCCACCCAUGAUAUACGGAUACACAACCGCUGGAUCACCAUGGCUACAUCACAGCGUGGGGGUUUAAAGAGGAAAUAUGGUUUCCCAGAUGAAGAUGCCAUUUACUCCUCCUCAUCCCCCUCAUCACACUCUGAUUGGGACUCUGAUGAAGACAGCCCCCAAAGUGAUAGCAUGGACUUUGUGCCUGUUGGCUCUUUCUCUUCAAGCCAUCGAAUGCCAAUUUCAUCCAUCCUGAAGAAGACAAAACUUACUCAAUCCAAAGGCAGUGUUCGGUUUGGCCUGGUCACAGUGUUCCUUUUCCAGCGCUGUCAGGGUUUCAGCAGUGUGCCCAGUCAUGGCGGCUGCACACUGGGCAUGGUUAGGUGGCACACUGCCUGCCAGCAGUUCACCCUGGUGGAGCACGCCGAGGAGCAGCAGUGCUUGCGAAUGGAGAGGCUACGUGAGCAACACCAAGAGGAGAAGCUGGAGGCAUUGAGACAGAAGCUGAUCAUCAGUGGGACUCUCACAGUGUCAGAAGCAGCCAGGUUGACCGUGAACGACAUCCCAGAUGAGGAUACUGAUCUCAGUUGCGCGAAGCUGAAAGAUAUGGGAUCCCUCCGUCCCUGCUCUUCCAAGCGGAGGCGUGCAUUAUUGAGAGCAGCAGGAGUGGUGCGCAUCGACCGGGAGGAGAAGAGACAGCUGCAGGAGCUGAGGCGGUGGAGGGAAGACUGUGGAUGCCACUGCCAGGGCUUCUGUGAGCCGGAGACCUGUGCCUGCAGCCAGGCUGGCAUCAAGUGCCAAAUGGAUCGCUCCAACUUUCCCUGUGGAUGUUCAAAGGAAUGCUGUGGGAAUCCCGCAGGCCGAAUCAUAUUCAACUCCAGUCGUGUACGGAGCCACUACAUCCACACACACAUGAAGCUGGAGCUGGAAAAGAGGCUCCACGAUGACAACAGACUGAUCUCCACUGAACAACAAUCAGCAGCGAGGAACAGAGCCAUUACAGUUCCUUUAGAAAACAACUCUCCCUCAUUCCUCCUGAGUUCAGAGCUCUGCAGGCAGGGGGACAACAGCUGGAGCAGUGACAUGACUGACACUUCCUGCUCUUCUUCUCUGAGCCUGGACUCUGAGACGGACCGAAAGCCUUCCUCAGAGCGACCCACACUGGAUAUGGAUGGCAGAGGACUCACUCACAUACUCCGUUUUUCUGAUUCUGAUGGAGAAGGAUGUCCAUACAUUACAGAUUAUAAUCUGUCCACUGAAGUCACUGGUGGCACAUCCACGAAGGAAAGCAACACCAGUAAAUCUAAACUGGAGUAUCUGGAUGAAAAUGCUAAUCAGGCCAGCAUGGAAUGCGUUGACGAUCCAUUUGAUAUCCCUAAUACUCCUUCUGCAUCUCCGGAUCACACUAUGAACUGUUACAUGGACCUCAGUCUGUCCUCAGACUCAGACACUGAUCUGGUCUUUUUUGACACUUUCCAUGAGUACGGUCCAAGCCGCAAUCAUUUUAAAGUGUAUAGUCAUCUGGACUACAUGUCACCGCUCCAGUUCCCCCGCUGUCCCAGUCCUGCUCUAUUUGAGGACUCAGGAGUCAGUCUUCUGGAGUCUCUCGUAGGAAUUUCUUAAUAGUGAUCAGAGCAGCUCAGUAUUUUUUACUUUUGAUGUUUUAAAGCCAAAUGUGCAUUGUUAAUUUGCAAUUGUACAGUAUGAAUAAAUCUCAUUUACUAUGAGAAAAAUGGUGGACGACAUGAAUAUAGUCCUAGUAUAUUUUGUAUAUUUGAAUAUAGUAACUAUUCACGAUCACAGUGUAAAUACAGUUAAAAACCUCUCGGUGUGAAGUAUCAUGAGGAGUAAUAUGUCAAUUUCAACUGUUGCCAAAAGUCUUGGAGAGUUUGUAUGUAAGAUUUUAUAUUUAUAAUUCAUAAACUAAAAGCUUAAUUACCAUUUAAUAAGGUAUCAAACUAACUCUUCAUCAGUAAAUAAUGUUUUACUGUUAAAUGUUUACUUAUAAAAGCCCUUGCAUAUUUAUUUAUCAGUUUUGUUUUGCUUUAAAUGAUCAUGUUUGCGAAUCAACAUUUUUAUUUUUGUGUAGCAAAGUAAAUGCAUUUGUGACAGUGUUUCAAAUGAGUAAGCUUUUUAUAAAUGUCAAUAUUUUAUUAUCAUAUUUCAUGUUUGUCUUUUCAAGAGCCAUCAUGCCUUUUCAUUUAGAAGGAAAUUUAUUUUUAUUUAAAUUUUAAGGAAUUACUUGUAAUAUAUAAAAAUGAAUGCUGAAUUCGCUUAAGUGGUAUGCCUGCUUUGUAUUUACUUCAGUGAAUGUUUUUGAACAUUUCAAGAUGUGUCCAGCUUUUGUUUCUUCUUAUGUGGAAUAACUCAUCUCAAUAAAACUAAUUUCACAAAA
Molecule: messenger RNA, 2527 nt
Organism: Carassius carassius (crucian carp)
Lineage: Eukaryota; Metazoa; Chordata; Actinopteri; Cypriniformes; Cyprinidae
Product: cysteine/serine-rich nuclear protein 1-like
Exons: 5
Coding region: 142-1755 (537 amino acids)
Biological process (GO): regulation of transcription by RNA polymerase II
Cellular component (GO): nucleus
Molecular function (GO): DNA-binding transcription factor activity, RNA polymerase II-specific; sequence-specific DNA binding
Source: RefSeq, a predicted model, not a curated record